Messenger RNA from Penicillium brasilianum, 669 nucleotides. The record is from the annotation of a GenBank genome assembly. NCBI's taxonomy places the organism in Eukaryota, Fungi, Ascomycota, Eurotiomycetes, Eurotiales, Aspergillaceae.
AUGUCUUAUCCCGGUGGCACAGGCAUCCAUGAGGCUCCAAUGUCUUGUGCUUCUAUGCAUGAAAUACUGACAACCAGUCAAAUCCUUUCGUAUUUCCCACCUCUUGAUGAGAAUGAAAGUGCAAUUACAGACAGCUCCUUGCUGAAUAUCCAGGAUCUCUUCCAAGACGGCGACUUGCAACUUCCUGAUAUCACAUCUCCUACGUGUCAGGGCCCGUUUGUAGAGGCCUACAUGGCAGAGGAUCUCGGCAAUAAUCCAGUUAAACCCCUUCAACAAUGCAGUUACUCUUCAAUCCCCAUACCCGGUUUAAAUGAAACAAAGAUUGACUUUUCCCAAACGGCCGAACGUCUACUUCUCCAGAUGGAAAAGUUCACAUCCACGAUUCAACAAUACGGCGAUUCAGCGACCACAUUGGAGUCAAAGAUAAACGCAUGUACCAACUCCAUUGGCCGCAUUGAGCAGCAUGUGAACGCUAUAGCGCAUCAAGUGGACAAUAUGGAAAAACAGUUAGGUGGUAUGCUAGGUGGCAUGAACCAUCAACUUGGUGAUAUGAACCAAAAGAUACUGAGCCUGGACCUCAAGCUCAAAACUCUAGAUGGCUACUUAUUUGAAAUCGUGAAGCGUGAGAAGGAUAUGAUGAGAGAGUUUUGUGAUUUUGCUGGGAAAUAG